Blastomyces gilchristii SLH14081 is the source of this 7284-nucleotide messenger RNA. RefSeq names its product ABC transporter. The record is from RefSeq and is a predicted model, not a curated record. Gene Ontology annotation, biological process: transmembrane transport. The transcript is spliced from 7 exons. NCBI's taxonomy places the organism in Eukaryota, Fungi, Ascomycota, Eurotiomycetes, Onygenales, Ajellomycetaceae. The coding region runs from base 1903 to 5271 and encodes 1122 amino acids. Gene Ontology annotation, molecular function: ABC-type transporter activity; ATP binding; ATP hydrolysis activity. Gene Ontology annotation, cellular component: membrane.
AUUUAUCAUCUUUCAAGUUAGUUAACUUAGUUAACUUAGUUACCACAAACAGAGAACUUCUUUUUAUUCAACCCGUGCAUCCCAUUUCUUCUUUCUCUGCGACACAAAUAUCUCCCUGUCUCUUCCACUUUCAUAGCUCUCUAUCACCAUUUCUCGAGUAUCACUCUUUUUUUCGUUCCGGGAAGUCGGGGAUUUGUCUAUUUGUUUUUUUUUUCAUCUAGCAAUCAAUUGGCCUUGAGAAAUGGAAAUGUGGCAGUGUUAUAAUUGAACCUACCCGACGCCGAACGACCAAGCUUCUCAUGACAGCAUAGAACAUUACUUGACGGCCGCUUAAUCACGCUUUCAAACGACUAGUUAUCAGAUUCCGCAUCAAUUGACCUGAAUGACACGUACUUGCUGCCUCCGUCUAAUAAUUCGAAUAUCCAUUCAUUUUUGUUUGUGGCGGCCUGUCUCGCUGUCUCUCUCCCUUUCUUCUUCUUCUUCUUCUUCUUCUUCCCCCCUUCGUCUAACCUGACGCUCGUUGCCAGCUGUUCAUUCGUUGAGCUAAACACUGAACUUGUCGAACGGCACACAAUUUUAAAAAAUAAAAAGAACCUUAUGUGGGAUUCAUUUAUAAAUAACAACGUUUCUGUUUAGCGUUUAUAGAUCCGCUGGCUUUGUUCUGUUGAAUCUCCAGACCUUUUGAUUUUCUUAAUGACUUCUUAGACUUCCCGGUUACAUAUGUUUUGACUUCCUGGACUUCUUUCUUUCUUCCUCUCUUUGCCCUAUUUCUAGUGUUUAUUGUGCUAAAGAGACGGGUGGUUAUAAUUAUUUUAAUACCCUUUUCCAUUCGUUAUCCCUUCAUAGGGGGUCUUCCUUUGCUUUCUGUAUUUUACCUGGGUUUAUUUUAUAUUCUGCUGUUGCUACUGCUGUCUCGUUCGUUUUUGAGCCUCCCCAACUGGGCAUCCCUCUAUAUUUUUAACAGUUCACCUUUUCCCUUUUCCGCCUUGCUGCCGUCAGAGAAGGGAGUGUAAGAGCAAGAGAGUUCCCUUCGAGAUCAUUAUCUUAUGGUUAGGCACACGGACCUUUGCGAACCUUAUAUCAGGGUUGUUUAAUUUGUUCAAUUACUCCCCCUUAUUGCCUAUUGCCCUGAUAAGAGUAUUUCCCUUCGUUUUUUGCCUUGUACCUUGUUCCCGUUGGCUUUGCCGUGGUCUUAUUUUCUUAUUUUCUUAUUUUCUUGUUCUUUUCUUUUCUUUUCUUUUCCCUUUUUUGCUUCCGGGAGGAACCUACUACUCUACUCGUUUCAAUCACCACUCUAGAAAGGGUCUGGCGUUCGGAGAGUGCAAUUGCUGCGUUGCUUGUUUUAAUGAGAGACGAAGGAACAACCCGACCAUCCCACGCGCGACAAAGCAAUAUAACCCCUUUUUCCCUUUUUCCUUCAGCUUUUUCUCAUUUUUAUAUAGGGGGUUGUUCUACGGAUUCUGCCAGAGGAACUGCGGGUUGGCUGUCGCUCCCUCAGGCCGCCUGUCUACGGGUCUUCCCUUCUUGUGCAACUGCGUUUGCUGCUUCUGCUGUGUUUUAUAUUGCCGUGUUGAUGCGUCCGGGCUUCUUUGCCGCAUCUGUUCCUUCCCGUUGGUUAGGUUUGAUGUAAAGCUCUGUCUUUCUCUUUCCCCACGGUUUGCGGAUAAACAAAAGUCUUCUUCUUUCUCUCCUCCUGUUUCAUGUUGAUUUCAGAUCGACCUCAAGAUACAUCUUCUGCUGUUCUUCAGUGUAUUUUGCAAGCCUCGUCUAUGUUGCAUCUUGCUUAUGCCCUCUUGAGAUUUGUAAUCCGCUUGGUUUAGGCCGGUUACCUUCUCUGUGUUCCGCAUUACUCAACACAGCGCGCAUCUUACUCACGACGGACGGCCAUCCGUUUAGAUCGGCAUGCCCAGUCGCAAUAUCGCGUCUAUCACGAUGGAACUUCAAGUGGAACAUGGGCUUGAAUUACGGGCUGUGCGGCUUCUGCACUCUUUCCUCCCCAUAAUCGCUGCGAUAUAUUACUUUGUUGCUUCCUUUGUGAAAAGCAUCCCGUCCUCCAAGAAGAGGAAACCGGCUGUUCAACAGCCGAAGCGCCUCAGACUUACACUUGGCUGUAUUAUGCUCCUUGUACUAGCGACUUAUCUUGGCGAUUCAAUGGUGUUGAUAUCUGCCUCGGUUUCAAAAACUGUCGUCUCCCCGCCGCAGGACUCCAUCAUCUUUGCAUUGGCUUCCUCUCUUUUUUGGUUCAGCACUAUUUUGGCCUAUAUCGAUUCUAAAACCCUCCCAGGCUAUCCUCUUUAUGGGUCUUGGCUCCUCUAUUUUGUUUUUGAACUUGUGCUUCUUUUUCUCUACCUUCGGCUUGACUUCCCUCGAACGAAGUUGUCCAGCGCCACAGCGAUAUCUCAGGCAAUCCGACUGUCUAUCCUAGUUUCCCUCCCCUGUAUUAUUUUCAGUUCUCGCCUGUGUACGGCCAAGAGAGUUGGUGAUGAUGAAGAAAACACUCCACUACUACGUGACUCUGCAAAUGAGAUUCAGGGAGAUGGGACCGAGAACCCUUACGGAUCAUGUAAUUCGCAGAGUGCUUCAACUGAGACUGCUGGCUCCCAGAAGUCUAAAAUAGAUCCAAAACGGAAUAAUCAGGGUAAAGUGGAUUUGGAGCGGAAAGAGGUGAAUUUGUGGGCCUUUAUUACAAACUUGCGGGCUAUUGUGCCAUUCUACUGGCCUUCGAGAAAACCAAAACUUCAACUGCGAUAUUUGGGUGUUGGCGUCUGUAUGGUGCUCCAACGAAUCAUGAAUAUCGUCCUCCCUCUUCAGAUAGGGCUCAUUACCAACAUCCUCAGCAAAAAUAACGGAAUUUUCCCAUGGAAAGAACUUUCUCUUUUCGUUGCCCUUCGAUUCCUUGAUUCCAGCUGUGGUCUGCCUGCGAUUACGAAAUUCUUGUGGAUACCGCUAGAGGAGUAUUCAUACGAGAAUCUGAGCUCAGCAGCAUACAACCAAAUCAUGACCCUGUCAAGCGACUAUCAUGACAGUAAAAGUUCCAUGCAUCUCUAUCAAUUAGUGGCCCGAGGUCAAAGUGUCAAUAAUAUGGUCCGCAAGCUUUGUUUUACCAUCGGGCCUAUGGUGAUUGACCUUGCAUUAGCUGUUAGCGUUUUAUAUUAUCUAUUCGACGCUUAUAUGGCUUUGGACGUUGCAGCUAUCUCUGUGUUGUUUAUGUGGACAUCUAGCAAAAUAUUCGAUACACAGGCAAAGAAGCGCCGAGAAUUCGUUGCUAACAUGACGAAAGAGUUUACCCACUUGGGUGAAACCACGACCAACUGGUACACAGUCUCAUAUUUCAAUCGUAUAUCCUACGAGAAAUCGAGAUACUCCUCACGAAUUAGCGACCAGUUAGCCUCUCGCCGUCAGCAUACGCUCUGGGUACAUAUGCAAGAGUCUGUUCAAUCCCUGCUCUUACUCCUGGGAUUGUCAAUUGCCUGUUUUAUGGCGGUCUAUCAAGUUAUCAAAGGAACCAAGCCGAUCGGAAACUUCAUUAUGCUUCUUAGUUAUUGGGCGCAACUGUCUGGCCCCCUUCAGCUUGUGGCAUCUGGGUUUGGAAGCCUGGCUAUGGAUAUGAUAGAUAUGGAAGAACUUUUAGAGUUACUGGAACAGAAACCAACCGUUACUAACUGUGCAAACGCAAAGCCCAUGUGUCUCGACCGUGGUGAUAUUGAAUUCGUUGAUGUUAAUUUUUCAUACGAUGGAAAAAGAAAGGUUCUCAAGAAUGUGAACUUCAAGGUCAAGGCUGGACAGACCGCAGCACUGGUCGGCCAGACUGGGAGCGGCAAAACGACAAUUUUGCAGAUGCUCAAUCGCUUCUAUGACCCGACUUCAGGUAGUGUCAAAAUCGGCGGACAAGAUAUUUCUAAAGCCACACUUGAAAGUCUUCGAUCAAAUAUUGGCGUUGUCCCCCAGAACCCCGCUCUUUUUAAUGAUACCAUAAUGGACAAUAUUCGAUACGCGCGACUUGGAGCUACCGAUGAAGAAAUAAUUGAAGCUUGCAAGGACGUGGCUCUUCAUGAUCGGAUUUUAACUUUCACCGACGGGUAUAGGACGAAGGUGGGUGAACGCGGCCAAAAGCUCUCAGGAGGUGAGUUACAACGUGUUGCAAUUGCUCGUGCGAUCAUCAAGAAUCCAAAAAUUGUACUCUUGGAUGAAGCAACCAGCAGCGUCGACAGUGAAACGGAAGCUCAUGUUCAGGAGAGCUUAAACUGCCUUAGGGCAGGCCGAACAACUUUUAUCGUCGCACAUCGCCUUUCUUCUGUGAUUCACGCGGACAAAAUUAUGGUUGUUGAGGAUGGCCAAAUUGUCGAGGAAGGAAACCACACAGAUCUCCUGAACCAGAAGGGUCAUUACUACCGACUGUGGACUUUCCAAGGCGGAUGUGGUAUUCCUAUGCAGCGUGGGGCUGAAUUUCCUAUCGACGCUUUGGAUAGUAGAGGAAGCCCAUUAGUCCGGGACGAUUCUGAUGCUGCCGCCAUCUCACCGGAAGCCACAGCAAGCAGUGGGAACUGGGGCGAUCAGCCCUUAGACAUGAUCCACGAGCAAGUCCUUGGACCGUUGAGCCAGACCAACCCCAACUGCUCGAGUGGUGUUUCCACAAGAAAUCCCAUCUCGAAAAAGAUUUGGAAGCCAGACGCCCCCGAGUUUGUUCCCCGAGCUUAUCAAGCCUCCGUCGCAAGAGCACUACCAGUAACGCAUCCUCAACCAACUAGCAUCACCCAUAACUUUUCCAAUAAUGGCCAUAUUAACGGGGAAACUUAUCGACCAAGUAACGUUGGAGGGAAGGGUAAUGGUGACGGCGACCUUUUCAGUGCUUCUAAGGAAAACGUCCCUCCUGUAGUUAACGAUCCUGAGCUCGAUUCAAUGGAGGGCGGAGACAAAGGAGUCAAGUCAUUAUCCACAAAAAUGACGAUGACGUUGGGACAGGGAGGUGAUCGACAGGAAACCGCUGAAGCUAUAUCAGGCUCUGUUGUUGUGCUGCAAAGAGAUUUUCAACGGCGUCGGGAAAUGACAAAGAGUGAACCUACCGAUAUUGGCAAGAACACAAGCCAAACCGUCGACGGAAGUAACCCUUUGCUUGAUUUGGAAACUGCGGUACCACCCACUCAGCAUAAAAGCCAGUCAAGGGCUACUAAUCAACGUCGUCGUCGCCGUUACCAUAACUGGAGCAACAAUGAAAACCGCAGACAGGAAGCCAACAAGGCUAAUACCCGUGGUACUGGCUCUUCUUCCUGAUUGAAGGCGAGAUAGCACCCGUCACACGGCUCGAAAUAUAUUCGAACUUAGCAAUACACAUCGGAUCAGGCAGGAGAAACUUGUUUCGACAACGUGAAAUUCGAGAUGAUCAAAAAUGAUUGGAAAAAAAAGAUAGAGAGUCUUUUAAAAGCCUCGGUAAUGACGACUUGAUGUUACACUUGAAUUUUAUGAAAUUCCCUGUACAUAUAUACAUAUUGCUUUCCCAGCGCGGGGUCUCGAGGUUCGAUGCUCGGUGUAAUGGCUUUCAGGGAGGUUAGGCGUUGAAGGGAUAUAUUACUUAGGUUGUUAUCAAGAAUAGCCUCAUAGCCUAUAUAACAUAGAUAAAAUCGGGUUAUAAAUUAACAUCUUGAAAGCUCGCUGCUCAUUUACCUGCUGAUAGUUGGGUAUAGACUCCUCAGCCAAAUCUUUGCUUGGCCAACGCCUUCAGCACACUCAUUGUCUCCUCUUCCCGCCUCCUGUACGCUUUCAACCUCUCCUCCCUUUCCGCCGCCCGCGCCCUCAACAAUUCCUCCCGCCGAAUCUCCCUCUCAUUCUUCUUUCGCAUCUCCUUCUCCCUCUGCUUCUUCAGUGCCGCAAGAUCGUCUCCACCUGCACCGCCACCGCCCAUCAGCUCGUCAUCCCCUACUAUACCAUCAUCGUCACCGCCCGUCUUCGACUCUGCAAAAGCACGAUUGGCAGCGGCGGUCUCGCGCUUCUUUUCCAAGCGCCGCUCGCGAGUGCCGGGUUCAGCGCGCGGGGCGAUUUCUUCCUCUGCAGAGCGUAUUUGAGCCUUGUGGGCGGCCCGGGCGAGGGAGGUUUCCUUGCGCUGUGUUAUGAAAGUGGUUGUUUGAGAUUGUUUUUCGGAUUCUGUUUGUAUGGGGGUUAGUUUGGGUGUGGGUUAUUUAAACAUUUGGGAGGGUGCGCCAGGAAGGAUUCGGGUGGAUUUUAAAAUUGAAAAGGGAAAGGGAAGCGAACCUCGUUGUAGUUGUAGGUCUUGGAAGCUUGGGAUUGUCGGGCCAGAUUUUUGAUCUGCCCCGCUACUUCUGGCGAUGGCAAGUGAGGAGUCAGGUGUUGGGGGCUUGGGGCCGUAUGAUUCUUCUUCCUCGUCUUCGUCUUCGUUUUCUUCUGUGUCUUUGGAUCUUCGGUCUAAUGAUAUGACACUGCUGGUUGAGCGCUCCCGCCGGGUUUCACUUGUAUCCUUCCUACCAGGUUUUGCGUAACGUUCUCCAUAAUCCGGGGAAGCCCGGGCUCCAGGCGAAGAGACACGCUGGUAAUUUCCGGCCGCGCUGUCUUGCUGUGCCUUUUGGAACGUGCUCGGAUCGUACCAGCCCUCGGCGAGUUCUCCACGGUUCCUCAGAUGUGUCAGUACCAAGUUGCUCUUUUAAGGCUAGGGCUUUACAACACUCCCACCACCCAACAAAAGAGAAUGAAAGGAUAAAAGUAAAUCACGAACGAUGGGACACGAAUGAUGAGAGGCAGGGGAAACCAGUCGCCUUACCAUUUCCCCAUAAAACUCUUCCACCUGCCCUUUACCUCCCGCUUAUCCAGAUCCGUUAUAUCAAUGUUCUUCUGUAUAUCCAGAUACAGCGCGAACAUGGGCUCAAGAAGCUGCAAGUCGUGCUUGGAUAGCGGCCUGGCAUCGAAGGGGAGGGUGACUGGUGCUGCCACUGCCCGUCUUUCUUGUUCUCGCCUGCUGUGCUUCCUGUUUCUUCUUUCUGGGGAACGGGACCGUGCGUCUCUGUCAUCGCUGGCACGGCGGUGGCGGCGAUGGUGAUCGCGACGUCGAGAAUGCUGGGGGGGAGGGGAGUGUGAGGAGUAUACCGGUCGCGAGCGUGAUAGUGAGCGCGAUCGAGAUCUGUAGCUCCAAUAUUCAUCCCGAUGGUGUCUGGAUGCAUCCAUGGUGGCUGUGAUGGUGGUGUUUACUGUUGUAUAUCUGGGGUGGUGGUGAUCGCGCAGGUAGUGGAAACUUUGGAGGUUGGAAAGUUGCAACUUGAUGCCAAGACGCCGAGUCUG